CAACAUCGCCUUCGUCAUCAUCAAUCCAAGUCUAACCACACGCUUUCAUUCUUGGAGUUCACAUUUUACUUGGAUAACUAUACUUCGCCGUUUGAAUUACUUCAACAUAUAAAUAGCUGAGCCCUUUCCAUUGAAAAACCUGUCAAACGCUUCUUCUUUCUUCUUCAUUUUGAUUUCCUCAAACAAAUGACAAUCACAGCAGCGCCCUGUGUGAAUGAUGGCUGCCUCAUGGUGCGGGGAAAGGUGGUUUUAACUCAUGUUCCCACCAACAUAAUCCUUUCUCCGGGAAUUUCAGGGGCAGCUUUUCUGGGUUCAACUUCACCCAUUUCCACUUCUCGCCAUGUUUUCACUCUUGGGAUCCUUGAGGGAUACAAGCAUCUAUGUCUGUAUAGAUUCAAAAUAUGGUGGAUGAUUCCAGGGUAUGGGAAAUCUGGCAGUGAAAUUCCAUUGGAGACUCAAUUGCUUCUUCUGGAAAUAAAAGAAGAAUCGAUUGUUGAAGAUGACGAUUCUUCUGGUCCUCCCACACCCACCACUUUCUAUGUUCUUUUCUUGCCCGUCUUGGAUGGUGAUUUCCGAACAAGUUUGCAAGGAACUCCUGCAAAUGAGCUCCAAUUUUGUGCGGAAAGUGGUGAUGCCAAUGUCCAGAACUCACAAAUAUUGGAGCCAGUGUUCAUCAGUUCAGGAGAUAAUCCAUUUGAACUCAUUAAGAAUUCCAUAAAGAUAUUGGAGAAGCACAAGGGCACUUUCAGACAUAUUGAAAACAAGAAGAUCCCUGCACAUUUGGACUGGUUUGGAUGGUGCACUUGGGAUGCCUUUUAUACUGAAGUGAACCCUCAAGACAUCAAAGAGGGUCUUCAGAGUUUCUCAGAUGGAGGCUGUUCUCCAAGGUACCUAAUCAUUGAUGAUGGAUGGCAAGAUACUGUAAACGAGUUCCAUAAAGAAGGAGAACCACUCAUUGAAGGGACACAGUUUGCAACUAGAUUAGUAGAUAUCAAAGAAAACAGCAAGUUCAAAAGUUUGGAAUCGGAAGCCGGGUGCAACAAUCUCCAUGAAUUCAUCAGCAUGAUCAAAGGAAAAUAUGGGUUAAAGUAUGUAUACGUCUGGCAUGCUUUAACUGGCUAUUGGGGAGGUGUACUUCCAUCAUCUGAAACAAUGAAAAAAUACAAUCCAAAGAUUGUUUAUCCAAUCCAAUCACCUGGUAAUAUAGGGAACUUGAGAGACAUUAUCCCGGACAGCUUGGAGAAGUAUGGUGUGGGGAUCAUCGACCCUCAGAAAAUCUUUGAUUUCUACAAUGAUCUCCAUAGCUAUCUCUCCAGCAAUGGCAUCGAUGGAGUCAAGGUAGAUGCCCAGAAUUUGAUAGAGACCUUAGGUUCUGGCUUCGGUGGACGAGUUUCACUGACUAGACGAUAUCAACAAGCACUCGAACAAUCUACAUCAAGAAACUUCAAAGAUAAUAAUCUGAUAUGUUGUAUGAGUCAUAAUUCAGACUCAAUUUAUAGUUGGAAAACCAGUGCGGUUGCAAGAGCAUCGGAAGAUUUCAUGCCACGAGAGCCAACAUUUCAGACCCUACAUAUUGCAUCUGUUGCUUUUAACAGUCUACUUCUUGGGGAGAUUGUGGUGCCAGAUUGGGACAUGUUCCAUAGCAAACAUGACACAGCUGAGUUCCAUGGUAUCGCAAGGGCAAUAGGGGGUUGUGCAGUGUAUGUAAGUGACAAGCCAGGCAAUCAUGAUUUUGAGAUCCUAAGAAAGCUGGUAUUGCCUGAUGGAUCGGUUCUAAGAGCUAAACAUGCUGGCCGUCCCACUCGAGAUUGUUUAUUCAGAGACCCUGUCAUGGAUGGAAAAAGUCUUCUGAAGAUAUGGAACUUGAACAAAUUAAGUGGAGUGGUGGGUGUUUUCAACUGCCAAGGAGCAGGAAGUUGGCCAUUGAAACAAACAAUUAAAGACAUGCCAAGCACACCUUUGGUCAUUUCAGGCAACGUUAGUCCCUGUGAUGUCGAGUUCAUUGAAGAUGUUGCAGGGGAAAACUGGAAUGGAGAUUUUGCAGUAUAUGCCUUCAAUUCAGGAUCUCUCUCCAGAUUGCCAAUGAAUGGAAAUAUUAAAGUGACAUUGGCCACUCUUAAAUGUGAAACAUUUACCAUUUCCCCAAUCAGAGUAUUGGGUGAGGGUGUUCAUUUUGCCCCCAUAGGAUUGCUUGACAUGUACAAUUCAGGAGGAGCAGUGGAAUCCAUUGAUGAAAACAUGAAAAAUUCUUCAGAGUUAAUCAAAAUCAAAGUUCGAGGGUGUGGCAGAUUUGGAGCUUAUACAAGCUUGAAACCAAGGUCUUGUAUGGUGGAUAUGGAAGAAGAGGAAUUCAUAUACAAUUCUGAGAACGGAUUAUUGACACUUGAUCUAACAGGUGAUUGCAAUUUUAGAGAUAUUGAGUUUAUAUAUUGAGGUAUCAUUUAACAUGUCAAAUGACAAAACUUUCAUACAGAUAUCUCUUAACUCUUUUAAGCAAUCUUAUUAACAAAUUCUUUGUAAAUCUGUUUUUCCUUAAAUAUAUGAGAAAUGAGAGUUGUACUGUGUUCUUCAA
This is a messenger RNA of Gossypium raimondii (Peruvian cotton), 2572 nucleotides long. Its product is annotated as probable galactinol--sucrose galactosyltransferase 2. Bases 187 to 2433 code for a protein of 748 amino acids. NCBI's taxonomy places the organism in Eukaryota, Viridiplantae, Streptophyta, Magnoliopsida, Malvales, Malvaceae. The transcript is spliced from 14 exons. The record is from RefSeq and is a predicted model, not a curated record.